CUGCGUCGGAAAAUUAACUAAUUCUCAAUAGGAAAAUUGAGUCAGGGAAAAAUAGAAAUCUAAAGGAUAUCCUCGAAAAAAAUGCAGUUAAAAUAUCUGAGAACACUGUUGGAGGGCCAGGAGCAAAUCCAACGAAUAGCUGGAUUGGCCUGGUCCCCCAAUCAGCAAAAGUUGGCCAUAGCAACCGCGGAUCGCCACAUUCUUCUCUACGACGAUGCAGGAGAAAGACGCGAUAAGUUCAGCACCAAGCCAGCGAAUCCCUCGAAUGGAAAGAAUUCCUAUGUGAUCAGGGGACUGGCAUUCAGUCCAGAUUCCACCAAACUAGCUGUGGGCCAGAGCGAUAGCAUUGUCUACGUGUACAAACUCGGGGAAUCCUGGAACGACAAAAAAGUGAUUUGCAACAAGUUCCCACAGGCAAGUGCGGUGACUGCUCUGAUUUGGCUGACUUCGGGUUCCAUUAUUGCAGGCUUGGAGGACGGCAAAGUGCGCGCCCUUCACAGCAAGAGCAAUAAAUCCCAAAGCCUGUACGGAGGGGAUAGCAUAUGCAUUUCCCUGGCAGCCAACACCAAGGGAACCGGUUUCCUGAGUGGUCACAAUGAUGGCACCAUCAUACGCUAUUUCAUGACGGAUGAGGCUACAGAGCCACUUGGCAGAGUGGUGCAGCACCCGGUGCCUCCAUUCGCCUUGGCCUGGCCACAAGGAGGAUUCUGUGUUGGAGGCUGUGACCAGAGGAUCGUCUUCUACGAUAGCAUGGGUCGUCAGCUGCGCACCUUUGAUCAUUCCCGCACGGAGGGAGAACGAGAGUUCACUGUAGCCGCCUGUAGUCCGAAUGGCCAGGCGGUGGCCUUUGGCAGCUUCGACAGGAUUCGGAUCUUCGCGUGGAGUCCUCGGCAGGGAGCUUGGAGCGAGAGUGCCAGCAAGGAGGUGGCCUGUCUGUACACCCUGAGCAGCCUCCUGUGGCGCAGGGAUGGCGCCCGCCUUGCCUUGGGAUCCGUGAGUGGAGCAGUCCUGCUCUUCGAGUCCGUCCUCCGGCGAACCGUGUGGCAGGACAAGUUCGAGCUGAUCUUCGUGGCACCCAGUCAGCUUCUGGUUAGAUCCCUCACGGAACCCUCGCAGCAGCUCACAAUCGAAUCCCAGUUGGGGCUGGAGAUCGACGAUGUGCGGAUCAUGGGCAGGGAUAACUACCUGGUGGCCCGCACCGAGGAAUCCCUGAUCCUUUGUGACCUGACUCGGAAUUUAAGCAGCGAGGUUCCAUGGACUGCUUCUGGGCACCACGAGCGCUUUUACUUCGAGAACCCCACGGUUUGCCUGGUUUUCAAUGUGGGCGAACUGAGUUUGGUGGAAUACGGAGAGAACUCCAUUCUGGGAUCCGUUCGUACGGAAUUCGUAAAUCCCCACGUGAUCUCCGUGCGUCUAAAUGAGCGGGGAAAUGUCAGGGAAAACAAGAAACUGGCGUUUCUCCUGGAUGCGAAGACUAUAUGUGUGGUGGAUCUGGUCAGCAGGAUGACCAGUGGCCAGAUAAACCACGAGACCAAGAUCGAUUGGCUGGAGCUGAGUGAGACUGCUCACAAGCUGCUGUUCAGGGACAAGAAGUUGCGAUUGAUUCUCGUGGAUAAUUACACUGGCAAAAAGCAGACCCUGCUCAGCAACAUAUCGUUCGUCCAGUGGGUGCCCCAAAGCGAUGUGGUGGUGGCCCAAAGCAACUCCAAUCUGGCCAUUUGGUACAACAUCGAUUUGCCGGAACAUGUCACCAUGCAAAGUGUUCGUGGCGAGGCCAUCGAAGUGGUCAGGGAAAAUGGUCGCACAGUUGUUCGAUCGCAGGACGGCCCAAGUGAACACAACUAUCAAUUGGACGAGGGACUCGUGGAAUUCGGAACCGCAGUGAAUGACAGUGAUUUCGGCAGAGCCGUGCACUUUUUGGAGUCCCUGGGAGACAAGCCCGCUGCCAAGGCCAUGUGGCACAACCUGGCGCUGAUUUCUCUGGAGGAUGGAAAUCUUCGCGUGGCCCAGCGAUGCUAUGCUGCCUUGGGUAAUGUGUCCAAGGCCUACUAUCUGGCCGGGAUGAUCCGGCAGGCGGAUGAGUUCGAGGAGACCUCCGGCUCGCCGGGAAUCCUCUGUCCGGAGGUUCGGGCCAAGCUGGCCCUGCUGGGAUCGGAUCUACGAACCGCGGAGAGGAUUUAUCUGGAGCAGGGCGACAUCGAGGCAGCUCUGAAGAUGUACCAGCAGCUGGGCAUGUGGGAUGAGGCAGUGGCUCUGGCCGAGAGACGUGGCUACAACAAGAUCGCCGAGCUCAAGCAGCAGCACAUGGACUACCUGCUGAGCAGCGAGCAGCAGGAGAAGGCUGGUCAGGUUCUGGAGGAGCAGGGAGAUCUCCAGCAGGCCAUGUCCCUGUUCCUGAAGGCCAACAAGCCGGCGAGAGCUGCUCGACUGGCCCUGAAAACACCGCACAUCCUGCAGGACGAGCAGGUGAUGCUGCAGGUCACAGAGGGACUGGUUCGCUCGGAACUCUAUGAACUGGCAGGGGACAUUGCCCAUCGGUUAUCCCGACCAGAAGCCGCCUUGGCUCUCUACCGAAAGGGAGGAGCCUUCGCCAGAGCCCUGGAACUCGGACGCGUGGUGGCCCCGCAGGAGGUAACUGCUCUGGAGGAGGAGUGGGGCGACUGGUUGGUGAGCCGCAAGCAACUGGAUGCCUCCAUCAAUCACUACAUCGAGGCGGGAGCCACCCAAAAGGCUCUGGAGGCGGCAGUGGGCGCCAAGCAAUGGCGCAAGGCAGUCCAAAUAGCCAAGGUCCUAGACGAACCGGAGCUGAUCCAGCGCUAUGCUGUGGAUCUGGCCAAGCACUUGGCCUUUGCCGGCGAUCUUGACGGAGCCGAGGAUAUGCUGGUGAGAGCCAACCUGCACAAGGAUGCCAUAGAACUGCUGAACCGCCAUGGAAAGUGGGAGCGGGCCUAUGUGAUUGGCGAGAAGUAUCUGAAGCCCGAGCAACUGAGGGAGCUCUUUAUCCAGAUGGCCAGCACUCUGGAGGAGCAGGGCAAGUACAGGGAUGCGGAGAAGGUCCUGAUAGCGGUCAACGAACCCGACCUGGCCAUAGCCAUGUACAAGCGCAGGGAGCUGUACGACUCCAUGAUCCGCUUGGUGGAGCGCCACCACAAGGAUCUGCUGGACAGCACCCACCUACACUUGGCCCGCCAACUGGAGUCCCGGGGAAAGCUGAAGAACGCGGAGCUGCACUUCGUGGCCUCCGGCGACUGGAAGUCCGCCGUGCAUAUGUACUGCUCCUCGGGUCGCUGGGAGGACGGCUACAGGGUGGCCAAGCAGAAGGGCACCGAAGGAGCCAGCCAGCAGGUGGCCUACAUGUGGGCCAAGUCCAUGCCCACCGAGAGUGCGGUGCGAUUGCUGAGCAAGCUGGGACUGUUGGACACGGCGGUGGGAUUUGCCUGCGAUUCCGGCCAGUUCGAGUUCGCCAUGGAGCUGUGCAGGUUCGCAGGGAAGCCCACGGAUGAGGUCCACCUGAAGAUAGCCAUGUCCCUGGAGGACGAGGGGAAGUUCGAGGCGGCGGAGGCGGAGUUCCUGAAGGCCAACAAGCCCAAGGAGGCGAUACUGAUGUACCAGCACGCCGGAGACUGGCAGGCGGCCUUGAAUGUGGCCGAGCAGCAUCUGCCCGAUGCCGUGGGAGAAGUUCUCAUUGGACAAGCCUCGGCGGCCUUGGAAACCCGCAACUACAAGGACUACGAGGCUCUGCUGCUGAGGGCCCAUCGUCCGGACUUGAUUGUGGAGCACUAUAAGCAGGAGUCCCUCUACGAAGAUGCCCUGCGCAUCGCCGAGGAACACUAUCCGGCGGCCUUGAAUGACUUGAGGCGUCUACAGGCCCAGCUCCAAAGGGGGCAGGCUCAGGCGCAAGCUGGCGAGGAUGCGGCAUCCAUCUCACGAGCCUAUCUCCAGAGAGCAGCGGAGUUCGCCAAGAAGGAACAGUUCCGCAAGGCGGCCGAGUGCCUCAUGCAAAUAGAUUCCUCGAACGCCGAGGAUGCGGCCACCUUGGAGCGAGCUCUGCUGAGAGCCGCCGAGAUCUGCAACCAGUUUCUGGAGGGCCAGGAUGCCCAGGAGCUGGCUCAGUCGCUGGGACCUCGACUGCUGGCCAUCAAGCAGAUAGGACCUGCCGCCCAGCUCUACUUGGCCGCCGACUUGCCCAAGCAGGCGGUGGAUGUGUUCAUCAAGACGGAGCAGUGGAGCAAGGCGCGUCGGCUGGCCAAGGAGAUCGAUGCGGACCUCCAACUGCUGGCCUACGUGGAGCAGCAGCAGAAGGCCAGCCUGAAGCACGAGGGGAACAUCGAGCAGCUGGCGGACAUCGACGUGGUCUCUGCCCUGGAUCUGCUGGCGGAGCAGGGCCAGUGGCAGCGGUGCCUGGAGAAGGCCAAGCAGCUGAAUCCCUCCCUGCUGCAGAAGUACGUGGCCGUCUAUGCGGCGCAGCUCAUUCGGGAGGGCAACUGCACCACUGCCCUGGGACUCUACCUGAGCUACGGGGCUCCUCCGAUCGAGGCCCACUUCAAUAUCUACACCAGGAUUGCCCUGGAUUGCCUGGCCUUGAGGGAGGACCAAACGGAGGGCGGAACGCUGUGGCGCCAGUUGAGGGACUUCCUCUUCCGCCUGCUGCAGUCACUCAAAGCGAACCCGGAACAGGCGCAAUCCCAGUUUGCAGCCAGCAUGGAGCAGUUCCUGCUGAUAUCGCACUACUACACCACCAGGGCAGCUUGCAAGGAGGUGCAGGCACUGCAGCCAGUGGCUCUUCGCUUAUCCCUGGCUCUGCUGCGCCACACGGAUCUCCUGCCGGUGGACAAGGGUUUCUACGAAGCUGGGAUGGAUCUCCGCCAGGCAGGUCGCGAGUCCGAGGCCUUCGUGAUGCUCAACCACUACCUGGACGUGUGUGAGGCCAUUGAAGAGGGCUCCGGGCAGCUGGUGGACCAUUCCGAUCUGGCUAGCACCGACUUUCCCAGCUCCGUGCCCUUGCCGGAGGACAUCCACCUGAAGAACGACCCGGGCCUGCACGAAGAGGUGCGCGAGUGGGUGCUCGCCGUGAGCAUGGACCAGCAGGUGGACCAGCAGCUGCCCACCGACGACCGUGGUCUGUACGAGUCCAGCCUGGGACCCAGCGACUUGCCCUGCAUGCUGAGCGGGUUUCCAGUGCGGGGUCGCCAGCCCGUGACCUUCCAGGGAUCGAGCAACCAGGUGAACCGCGAUGUCUGGAGCAAGUUCUCGGUGGCCGUGAAAAUGACCCCUGGCAGUGGCAUCUCUGACAUUAUCUCCUUCACUGAGAAGUGGCAGGGAGCAGCCAACUACGUUAUGCACUAGAAUACCCACAAGCAG
Molecule: messenger RNA, 5361 nt
Organism: Drosophila ficusphila
Lineage: Eukaryota; Metazoa; Arthropoda; Insecta; Diptera; Drosophilidae
Gene: Oseg2
Product: intraflagellar transport protein 172 homolog
Exons: 5
Coding region: 82-5346 (1754 amino acids)
Biological process (GO): intraciliary transport
Cellular component (GO): ciliary basal body; axoneme; intraciliary transport particle B
Molecular function (GO): protein binding
Source: RefSeq, a predicted model, not a curated record